Messenger RNA from Oncorhynchus tshawytscha (Chinook salmon), 3828 nucleotides. RefSeq names its product sorting nexin-8. The transcript is spliced from 13 exons. The record is from RefSeq and is a predicted model, not a curated record. NCBI's taxonomy places the organism in Eukaryota, Metazoa, Chordata, Actinopteri, Salmoniformes, Salmonidae. Bases 379 to 1938 code for a protein of 519 amino acids. Gene Ontology annotation, molecular function: phosphatidylinositol binding. Gene Ontology annotation, biological process: retrograde transport, endosome to Golgi.
AAAAGUAUUUUUUAUCAAGUACUUUACACCACUGCGGUUAGGCUAUGUCAUAAUUGUUCGGUUUCCAAAGUUGGACUGAGAGUGGGAAAGCAAAUUUUUUCGAGGGCAGAGGCAUAUUUGAGAUUUUUCAACCUUUGUGGGGGAGGAUCCAUAUACAAUAACACUUGUUCACCUAUGCUCCUAUGUUCUGGAUUCCUAAUAUCCAGUUCGCAGUAAUCCAGGUCUUGUUUAGUGCCUACAAUAAUGUUUGGACAGGUCUGAAAUCUGGAAAAUGUCCAAAGUUCACUACAACUUUAAGAAAUAGUUCAUUCUUCGGUUUUUUUUUUUCAUCAGGAAAUCACAUGGAGGUGCUGUCGUGCUCACAUGACAAUCUGAACUAUGGCAGGCGAGCUCAAUGAAGGAUCAGUGCCUCCAUACUACAGGGAGGUGUAUGAGGCCAUCCGGAGUAAGAUAGAGGAACGAGUGCAGGUGGAGGUCUUCCAGAGGUUGCUCAGCAGAACAGAUCUCCCCAGUGGUGUGCAGGGCCAGAUUGCUGAGCAUGUUGACUACACUGAUGGAUUCUUAAGCAAGUUGUCCCUAUAUAAAGCACUGGCGUUGAUCGCCCUUGCUCAGCAAGGAAAGCAACCAAGCCCAAAACUCUUAGAGAACUGCAUACAAGAGUUCCCUAAGCCCCAACUUGGUGAGUUCAAGGACCUCCAGACUCUGAGGAUGCAGCCAACUCAGGAGAGCCCCCUCACGGUGCCCCAGACCCUGGGCAAGCUGCUUGCCAGGGAUACAGUCCAGGUGGAGCUAAUUCCUGAAAAGAAGGGUCUGUUCCUCAAACACGUGGAGUACCAGAUCACCAGCCAGCAUUUUAAGAUAUCUGUUUACCGGCGGUACAGUGAUUUCGAUGUCUUCCACGAGCUCUUGCUGCAGAGGUUUGCCUACAGAAUGGUGCCUGCGUUGCCGCCUAAGAGAAUGCUGAAAGGAGUCCUGACCUCCAUGUCUGAGAGGGACUUUAUAGAGGGAAGGCGGCGUGCUCUGGGCCGGUUCAUCAACCUAGUGGCACGACACCCCUUCUUCUCCGAGGACGAACUGGUCAAGACCUUUCUCACCUUCAACGGCUCGGACGUUCAGGUGAAAAUGCGUGAUGCUUGCAAGAAAAUGGGAGAUGAAUUCAUGACUAAUACAAUGGCAACUCUGGCAAAGGAUUAUCUCCCAGCUGAUAUCCAGGCCCAGUUUUCAUCAAGCAGGGAACUGAUCAGGAAUAUCCACAACAGCUUUCACAAGCUGCGGGACCGGGCAGAGAAGAUGGCCGAGCGCUCCAAGGAAAACGCCACUGAUUUGCUAAUGUUUGGAAGGGAGCUCAGUACACUGGGCUCUGAUGGUUCACCCAUUCCCUCUCUGGCCUCAUCCCAAAGCACCUGGGGCAUUCUCCGUCAGUCUCUGAAAGGCCUUUCCGUGGAGUUUGCUCUGCUAGCCGACAAAGGUGCUCAGCAGGGGAGGAGAGAAGAGGAUGAUGUCGUGGAAAAACUGAAUCUAUUCUUGGAUUUGCUGCAAUCAUACAGAGAUCUGUGUGAGCGGCAUGAGAAGGGAGUAUUGCACGAGCACCAGAGAGCGCUGCAGAAGUACGGUAUGAUGAAGAGGCAGAUGAUGAGUGCCACAGUGCAGCCCAAAGAGCAGGUGUCAGUGGAGCAACUGGAGUCUCGCAUUGUGCAGCAGGAGAAUGCCAUUCAGACCAUGGAACUGCGGAACUACUUCUCCCUGUUCUGCCUUCACCAGGAGACUCAGCUCAUCUUCACAUACCUGCCCAUCACCUCUCACAUCCUGGGAGCCUUCGUCAACUCACAGGUCCAAGGUCACCAAGAGAUGGGUGCAGUGUGGAAUGAUCUCCAGCAGAAGCUUGGGUGUCUCUUCGGUGUCGAUGAAAUGCAAUCCCCUCCUCUUACACCCAAGUAGACACCCAUGUCCCCUUCUCUCUCAACAAGCGAUGAAUAUGCUGCUUUGCAAGCCAAGAAGACAGUCACUCUCAGAAGGGACUGAUGGUGAACUGUUUUCAUAAAACCUUGAAAAACACUACAAACUGUGCCUUAAGUAUAAAUCAGUGGUGAGUAAAUGCAGUUUACUCACCUUUUUUUCAUUUUCUUUGUGGGACAGUUCAUCUACCUUUUGUGGAAAAAUGCAUUGAAGUAUAGGGAGCGCUACUUUUUUUCUCUGCUACUCGGCGAACAGUUUACCCACUUUUUAUUUUUUUACCACUACAUCACUGAUUUCAAUGAAUGGAUGUGGUCUGCAGCUCGAGAUAUAUUAUACCGUACGUGCAUCCUCACUAGGGAUGUCAGAGGUUGAUCAAAGGAGCUCAUUGGGAAGUGGAAGAGUGCUUUGAAGAAUGUGUACUGCUGCCUUGCUGUAUGAGAAGAGGAAAAUAUGGAUUUCAUAAUUGAUAUAUAGGGAACAUUUUGUUGAAAAGCUGGACCCUUUCUGUGUUAUUUUGUAGCUCAAUGCCUUUACCAUAUGAGGGACUUCUUACCUACACUUCUUGGAGGCUCAUUCGCCUAUGUUGAGGUAUAAUGUAGUGUCUUAUUGCAGGCAGACACAUGUAAGAAUGUAUUUGCAUGUAAGAAUACACUAAUUAAGCUGAUUGAAGAUGUUGCCACACAGGGAAGAUACGUUUCCUUGCCGCAGCCAGGUUGUGGCAACAUAACCUUUUGUGUUUAAAAUGACUAGUGUAAAUGUUUAAGAUGUUUAGAAAGAUUCUAAUCAGGGCACGGGCUCAUUUCUGAAAAAAGACAGGCAAACCAAUAUGUAUUCAAGUAAAUGUAGUAGCAGCAUGCUAUUCAAUGGUUUGUUGUGAAGUACAACAUAAGUAUUAAUCAUCCUACUGACCACACUUGUGCAACUGGGCUUGCUAGCUUGUGUUGAUAUUCGGGCAAAGGCCUUCAGAUUCCUUGCUUCAAUCGAAUCUUCGUUGCAAUACUGUGAAAAGCUGCUUCAGUUUCUACGCCUGAGCAAGCUAUCAAUAGGAAGAAGUUUGAUCAAAUUAAAAUAAUUAAUGAUUUAUGGCUGAUAUAACACUCCAAGUGACCAAUGGUGAACAUACCAAAGAAACAUGCUACAAUGUCACAUAUCAUUAGUGCAAUUAAGUAGUAAUUAUCCUGUAAUAUUUUAUUUCAGGUAGAAAUUAAAUGUGCUCUGUGUUAAUGCUUUUGACCUGUUUGCAAUGUUUGUUUCAAUUAAGAUGCAAUAAUGGUGGUUCAGUGUUUACUUAAUGUAGAUUUGAAGAAAACUAGAUGGAAUAUUUUUCUGUGUAUGCAAUAUUCAAGAAUAUUCUCAGAUUGAUCUUUUUCAAGAAUAUACCCAAUGAUUUAUUGUCCUCUUAUUCAACAGUAUACAUUGAUUUCAUGUCUAAAGCAUAAGAUUAUGUUGAUAAAGUUUCUCAUUAUUUGAUCUGAUGAAAAAAAAAAAUUCACUCACAAUUUAAGGUUUACGUAACCUGUUCUUGCAAAAUUCACCCUCUUUUUGCAUGUGACUAAAGUACAGGAAUGAGGCUGUGUAAUAAAAUGUUGUCUCCCAAUUAGAACGGAGUAAUAUUAGACGUUUUGUUAUUCAAUGCAGUAUUGUGUAUUCUCUGGAACUGUUAAUUGGUUCCUCACAAGUUCUUAUUAUUGUGUCAACAAUUGUCAUACUCUUAAUUUUUAAGACUUGCCAAAAAAAACAAGGUUAACAAAUGCUUUAUGAUCUUUGAGAAAGAACAUUUGAAUUAGGUGAAGGAUGUAGAUACAGGAACGUUUAACUAUUGUACAGUUUUAUGUUGAAUCUCACUUAAUGUUAAAUAAAAAGUGUCAGAUA